Molecule: messenger RNA, 2841 nt
Organism: Baudoinia panamericana UAMH 10762
Lineage: Eukaryota; Fungi; Ascomycota; Dothideomycetes; Mycosphaerellales; Teratosphaeriaceae
Exons: 1
Coding region: 322-2601 (759 amino acids)
Biological process (GO): proteolysis
Cellular component (GO): fungal-type vacuole
Molecular function (GO): serine-type carboxypeptidase activity
Source: RefSeq, a predicted model, not a curated record
ACUUCUUGAAAUGCAACUCGCCUUGCUCAGCCUCAGGCCGCGCGCAACUGCACGACCUCGACAUUUGCGGGCAGUUCGGAUGGCCGUCUCACAGCAGGAAGGCAGUCGCGUAACGUAAUGUGAUCGGGCCGGACUACUACGAGUCUGCAGCAGCUACUUCCGACCGACUUACAAGCCAUGAUCAACCCUUCGGGCUGCUGGAGGAGAGACGCACGAAUCGCCGGCUGAAGCACGCGAGCCUGACUUGGCCAACAGCCAUGAAUGUGGGCCAGUGCCGCACUGAGACAGCAAGUAGGACGUUACAGCUGACGUGGGCCUGGAAUGCAGUUCUUCACUCUUCCGCCAACAUUGGCGACCCUCGUGGCAUCCUUUGUCCUCACCUUGGCGCAGUCGCCGCCGCCGGCCUCGUAUCAGAACAUCCUGACGUCUCCGCUGAACCCGAAGGUUACGGUCGCAUACAAGCAGCCACCAGCAGGAACGUGCUCAACGGCAUACCCGACGCAAAAGCAGUACUCUGGUUACAUUGGCUUACCGCCAUAUACACUCGCUCCAAUACAGCAGAACUAUUCCAUCAAUACCUUCUUUUGGUUUAUUGAGGCGAGACAGUUGCCCGAAGCUGCACCACUCACGAUAUGGCUCAACGGCGGGCCGGGGUCGAGCAGCAUGGUCGGGCUAUUCAACGAGGUCGGCCCUUGUGAGGUAGUGCAAAUGAGCGACGGCAGUUAUGGCACGCAGUACAGGCCGUGGGGUUGGGACCGCACCAGUAAUAUUCUGUUUAUCGAUCAGCCGAAUCAGGUUGGGUUUUCUUACGACACAGCGACGAAUGCCUCAUACAAUCUUCUUACGGGCGAGAUAUUUGAGCCACCCACGCAGCCGAAUGCGGCAUUACCGAGCUAUAUGUACUUGAAUGGCACGUUUGGAACGGCGAAUACGAACGGCACUUACGAAGCGUCCGCAAACACUACGGAGAUUGCGGCAGCAGCUACUUGGCAUUUCCUGCAAACGUGGCUUGCAGCAUUUCCGCAGUAUAACCCUGCAACGCGGCCAAAUAUGACGGCGGAGUACGCGCAGUAUUGGAGCAGCGUCAAUCCCGCUGGCGUGAACUUGUGGUCUGAAUCGUACGGUGGCAAAUACGGGCCAGUAUUCGCCAAAUACUUCGACCGACAGAACAAGCUCCGCAGCAACGGCUCGAUACCCAGCAAUAGCACUGUCCCUAUAGUGCUUACUUCCGUCGGCAUAAUGAAUGGUAUGGUCGAUGAUCUCAUACAAGACCAAUACUAUCCGCUUUUCGCCUACAACAAUACGUAUGGGGUCCAAGCUGUUACGCAAACAGAGGAACUGAACGCCCUCCAAUCAUAUUCCGGUGUAGGCGGCUGCCUCACGCAGAUACAGGCUUGUCGUAAUGCAAUGAACCUAACGGAUCCUGAAGGAUAUGGCGAUGUCUCAGCGACCGACUAUCUUUGCGAACUGGCGCAAUACACAUGUGCCAAUGUCUCGCAACCAUACUAUAAUAAUGGCUACGACCCGUAUGACAUCCGACAGAAGCUGCCAAGCCCAGAUCCACCAGCGGCGUACCAGGAGUACCUUAACAAUGCAAGCGUGCUUGCUGCGAUUGGCGCGAGAGUCAACUAUACUGAGAGCUCGCGGUAUGUGCAGAACGGCUUCAUCUCCACCGGAGACACGAUUCGCGGCGGGCAGAUUGAGGACCUAGCCUACCUCCUCACGCAAGGCAUACGAGUGGCCCUUGUGUACGGUGACGCAGACUACGUCUGCAACUGGUUCGGCGGGCAGGCUAUCAGCUACGCCGUUGCUAGCCGUCUGCCCAACUAUCCAGUACUGCCGUUGGCGUCAACAUCAUCCAGCGCUUCGUUCAGCACUUCGUCCAGUACCUCGUCUAGGACGUCGGUUACGAGUACCGCCACCUCAUCGGUCGCACCUGGUAGCUAUGCGUCCGGCUUCCCCGCCGCAGGCUACGCGCCGAUCGUCGUGAAUAGCACUUAUAUUGGCGGCGUGGUGCGGCAGUAUGGCAACCUCUCCUUCAGCCGCAUAUACGAUGCUGGUCACUUUGUUCCUUAUUUCCAGGCCGAGACGGCGUUCACCGUUUUCGCGCGGGUAAUCGAAGGCAGCAAUCUCUCCAACGGCAACCUGAUCAACUCCACGACUUUCCAGAGUAAUGGCUCAACCAACUCUACGCAUCAGAACAGCGUCCCGCCUGCACCGGCGCACACCUGUUGGGUGCGGAACUUCAACAGCACGUGCUCAAGCGAUGAUCUGAAGGCUAUGCUUGCCGGUAGCGGCACGGUAAUGAAUGGAGUUUUCUACCAGAACUCGGCGAGCAUGACUUUGCCGACCUCGGUGUCAACGGCAGGUGUGCCUGGCCACCCGGUCUCAACGGCGAAUGCUAGUGUCGUGAGCGGGACGCCUGCGAUGUCUGAUGGUUCACCAACGGGCCUGACGGGCGUGUAUACAGCCACCAACACGCCGAGCCCGUCGGCCACCCGCUCUGCGUCGGGCAGUCUGCUGGAAGCGCUUCACGUCCACUUCUGGCCUGCAUUGUUCGUGAGUUUGGGCAUUGCAUUAGGAAUGACAUUGCUGGUUUAAAGGAGUAUGUAUGUGUACACAAGCUGUAGCGUAUGGCGGUGUCAAGGCUAGUGUUUCAGAUGCAUGAUGGGAGGCGGCAGUGAGUCUUGGCAGACUAUGAUACCCAGUCAUUGUACAUUAGAACUACAUGUCUAUGGUAGACAGCCCGAGGAUAGUAUGCCGAAGGUCGCAAGUCAUAAUGCAAACUCCGGCUUCGUGAAUGAGGCUUACGUAGUAGUCUUACUUCCGAUGCUUUCUUCU